UGUGGUGUUGAGAGAGGAAGAAGAAAUGAAUUGGAAAGCCUCGCAGAUUUUAUUGAUUGGAGAGUGAAAGUGUGUGGAAUAUUCGCCAGUGGUUGUCUGAGUGAACGAACGGCCAACUUUCCGGUUCCUACUUCUGCUUACACGAUAAUGCUCACAUCUAUUGGAAUAGGGAUUAAGAAAGUGUAGGCCACUUGCUAACGAGAAGCAAACUCAGCUACGACGUUUGAGGCGCGCAAGUGAGGACGAACGUGCCGGUAUCUCAUACUGAGUCGAGCUUCGUGUUGUUGUGACCUCUCCAAAAGUGAAAUCUCGGUUCGGCGACGGGUUGGCGAUACGCUCACAUGGUCUCUAUACUUUGCAGUGCUAUGCUGAUGCAUAUGUGCGGUAUGCCUUUUGGCGAACAUUACAUAAACAGCCACUUCGACUGCACCGAUGAUUGCAUCGAGCCCUGCGAACAUCCUCUGCGUCGGUUCCUCAAGGUCUACAUGAUGGCGGACAGAUACGACUGUCCUACCAUCCGUCGCGCCGUGGUACCACUGGUCAACGAGCAGCUUGAAGAGCACAUAUCACCCCAUGUUGGCGACAGUUUUCAGGAUCUUUCGGGAGAGAUUGUCCAGAUCACAGCUGAGCUUUGUGGUCCCGACUCAUCUCAACUGGCCGAUCCUUUUCUCCGCAGAUCUUUGUUCGAUUGGUUGGCUUACAACUUCGACGUCUGUAUCCAAGAACCCAGUUUCCGGUCCGCGAUCGGACAGGGUAUCCUCCUGGAUGCCCGGUUAACAGCCACGUUGUUGCUCAAAUUGGGCAAGCAGAUCAAGGACAGUCGCAGUCAUUCGCGAGAGCGCUCAUUCAGGCCCGAAAGCUCAAUAGGUAGCAGCAUUUUUGGUCCUUGAGACCGGCAAUGCAAGGAACCACUGCGUGCUACACGGGACAGGGAAGGAGGAUGGAUGGAUCCUUCAGGCGAGCGAUCAGUCUGGCGGCUGUCUAGUGAAAGCAGCCUCGAAUCUUAAGUUUGCGAUCUUGAUCCCGAUUCGUGAAACGCUUGCUUCAGAUUCUCUUCUCAAUGAUAUUCUUUUUCGA
Molecule: messenger RNA, 1077 nt
Organism: Aureobasidium subglaciale EXF-2481
Lineage: Eukaryota; Fungi; Ascomycota; Dothideomycetes; Dothideales; Saccotheciaceae
Exons: 1
Coding region: 342-890 (182 amino acids)
Source: RefSeq, a predicted model, not a curated record